Rotaria socialis is the source of this 2103-nucleotide messenger RNA. The record is from the annotation of a GenBank genome assembly. NCBI's taxonomy places the organism in Eukaryota, Metazoa, Rotifera, Eurotatoria, Philodinida, Philodinidae.
AUGGAUAAUCAUGAUACUAGUAUUUUAUUGGAAACUUUGGGUCUUGGAAGUCGGUUUUCGACAAACUGUAAAAGAAACAAUAAUCAAGAAGUGAUGUUCAUGUAUUGCCACUUACUCAAAGAUAUUCUAACACACAUGUCAUACACAAAUAAAGAUCUCAAUGAUAUGAUUGAGUUUCUUAAGAACGAGUACAAGGAUAAUGAAGAGCAGAUUAAGAAAAUAAACAAGCUUGAAAAUGAGUACUUGUCCAAAGAAGCACUCUGGUGGUAUACAACAGAGCCAUUUAUUUAUCGAACACUUAAUAAUGCGUUGCGCACGUAUGACAUUGACAAGUUGUAUGCGAUGCGUAUCUUCAUCAGGGAUUUAAACAAAAAGAUCAUGGAAAUACACAUGGAUGCAAGAAAAACAGCAGUUCUGAAGCUCUACCGGGGUCAACGGAUACCACGUGUUGAUUUUGAAAAGAUCAAGACAAAUGUUGGGGGAUUAUUAUCGAUCAAUAAUUUUCUUUCUACUUCCUCGAAUUCUACUGUCGCUGCAAUGUAUUCGGGAUGCAUAUCAAAUAACAACGAGCACGUAUCGGUGAUGUUUGAAAUUACUGCUGAUCCAAUCAAAUCUCCUAGUGCUGCCUAUGCUAAUAUCCAACAAUAUAGUAAUCAACACGAUGAAGAGGAAUUUCUCUUCACCAUGGGUAGUGUGUUUCGUAUCGAAACUAUUACAGAGUGCGAUGUGGAUUGUUGUUGGCAUAUCAGUUUGGUAUUAACAGGUAAUCAUGACGAAGAGUUGAUGGAUCUUUAUAACUACAUGCAAUCAAAUAUGCAACAACCAGAUCUAGCAUAUCUUGCUCAUCUCUUUCUUUCCAUGGGCGCUUUUGAGAAGAGCAUAGAGAUAUACAAGAAAGUAUUAGCAACACCGAACAAUAUAUUAUGUACUUCCGGGUUAUACCAAGAUCUAGGAUGUGCAUACGCUGCUCUGGGAAACUAUGAACAAGCGCUAAAGAACAUCGAACUAGCAUUGAGCUGUGAACGGCAGUUGAACUUGAUGUCAACGAAUAGGUGGAAUAUGUACUACGUGGAAGGUAUGGCCGCAUAUAUCCAGGGAAAGCUUACUCUUUGUCAGGAAAAAUUGCAAGCAGCGCUGAAUAUUUUGCUGGAUUGCAAAUCUGAAGGAUAUGAAGAGCCUUUGGUAAUGGUGAAUUUGACGAUUGGAUGCAUCUUUUUUUAUUCGGGGCUUUCUUUCGAAGGUUUUCCCUAUAUUGAAAAAGCAUACGAUACUGCACGCAAACAUCUUCCAUCAACACAUCCAAUGAUAGGUCAGUGUCUCCAACUAAUGGCUAGUUUUAAAUUUUUGGAAUCAAGCGUCGAUGAAGCAUUAGAGCUACAAAAAAAUGCAGUAGGACUAUUGGAACACGCAUUGCCACCCACACACGUGAUAAAUGCGAUAUGUCAAUCGACAUACUCAUUAUUAUCAUCUGACAGUAGUAUUUCAUCGACCUCUCUGAUACCAGCUCAAUGCCUAGAACGCCUGCUUAGUAUUGUGCAAAAACAGCAGUCAGGUAGCAAUUGCACACCAAUCGAGUUACACAGUCAAAUUAGAGUUUAUCUAACCCAAAAUAAAACUGAAGAAGCAAUAUCAAAAGCUCGUGAACUUUUAAGGAUUCAAAUAGCAAGCCUUCCGCCGAAGCAUAUUGAUAUAGCUGGUACGCAUUACAUUCUUGGCAUCUGCUUUCAAAAAUCCGAUUUGUCUGAAGCCUUGCAAAACUACUAUAAAGCAUGUGAAAUUUUUGACGGAUACCCCAACAAAGCAGAAAGAUGGCUAUUAUUGAUUCUUCCUCGGAUAACAAAGAUGCUAAUAGCGCGACGUGAUAAAGAAGGAGCACUGACUGCAUAUAAAAAAUGGGAGACGGUGGAACAGAAGUGUCUGCAGUUUCCAGAGUCCUUAUCUAGUGAAUGGGACCAUAUUCACAAAUAUGUAGCUAAUAGCUAUCAUGAAAUGGGCUUACUAAAUGCCCAGAAUAAGCAAUACUGUUUGGCUUUGUUGAACUUGAACGAAUCUUUAAAAAUACAGAAAAAAUUGCUUUAUCCGAUUUUUCGAGUACGCCUGUGA